AUGCAUCCCUCUACCAUCAGCGCAUCUAUCCCUUCAGAGUUUGAUGACGAGGUGGACGACGAUCUCCCACCCUCUGGGGAAAUUUGGGCUUACCCAUGCAAACUUGCGUCGUGUCCUGACUACGGAAAAUCUUGGCUUUUGCGCAGCAACUUCCUCCUUCACUUGAAAGAACAAGAGGUGCAUCUGGCAAGCGCGGCAAGCGCAGCCGCGCGCCGUGCCAUCGAAUUGCAGUGGCGCUAUAGCACUAAUCCCCAUUUGCCGCCCCGUGCGGCCCCCAUGUUUCGGUCUCGAUCGGAUCCGGAGGAGCAUGUCUGGGAAUAUGGAUUUCGGGAUCACACCGGCAAGAUAGUAAACCGCAGGGGAACACAACGGCAGAUGGAACAGGAUCUGGCCCAGGCUCAGCGACGCCAGGGCUAG
Molecule: messenger RNA, 417 nt
Organism: Metarhizium acridum CQMa 102
Lineage: Eukaryota; Fungi; Ascomycota; Sordariomycetes; Hypocreales; Clavicipitaceae
Source: RefSeq, a predicted model, not a curated record